Molecule: messenger RNA, 2376 nt
Organism: Abrus precatorius (Indian licorice)
Lineage: Eukaryota; Viridiplantae; Streptophyta; Magnoliopsida; Fabales; Fabaceae
Exons: 5
Coding region: 147-2108 (653 amino acids)
Source: RefSeq, a predicted model, not a curated record
GGAAUUAAUCGGAGAAUGUGGGGCCGUUUUGGGGCAAUGGUGGCCGAAAGAACCUUCCUUCGCACUAUCCUUCUCUUUACCUCUUCUUCCUCACUCACACCACAAAACCACCCUUCUUACUCUCAAUUGCAAUUUUCUUCGUCACCAUGCACGAUCCACAAGAUCUGAGGAUUACUUCCAGCAUGGAGGAUUCUACUGCAAUGACUAUUGAAUUCUUGCGGGCAAGGUUGCUUUCUGAAAGGUCCAUCUCAAGAAGUGCUCGACAGAGAGCUGAUGAACUGGCUACCAAGGUUGUGGAAUUGGAGGAACAGCUUAGGACAGUGACUCUUCAGAGGAAGAUGGCUGAGAAGGCCACUGCUGAUGUUCUUGCCAUUUUGGAGAAUCAAGGGAUAACUGAUGUAUCUGAAGAAUUUGAUUCAGGCUCAGACCUUGACAAUCCUUGUGAUUCUGGUGUGAGUAAUGAGUCUGUGAAAGAGGUUGAGGGACCUAUGAGCUCAAAAGGAAGAAGACAUGGGUCAGAAGAAAUGUCUGGUUUCAAUCUAGAUUCUUCGCCAGUAUCCAGUAAAAGUUUGUCUUGGAAAGGACGUCAUGAUUCUUCCCGCUCCCUUGAAAAGUACAAGACUUCUAAUUUGAGAAAGCAAAGCAGUUUUUCAUCCAUUAAUUCUUCUCCAAAGCAUCGCUUAGGAAAGUCUUGUCGCAAGAUAAGACAUAGACAUACCAGGUCAGUAGUGGAGGAGUCUAGAGAUAAGUCUGUUGAAGUUAACUGCCAAGAAAAUGAACUUGUAUCCUCUUCUGAAGGAUUUCCAAAUAUCUCAGAUGGUGGGUCUAACAUCCCAAGAAUAGAAUCUAAAAUUCAGGAAGAAGAUGAAUCAGAGGCUAGCAUACUCAACGAAAAUCGUCAUGUAGAUGGAAGAGAGAAGGACAUGGAAAAGGCACUUCAACACCAAGCCCAACUUAUUGAUCAAUAUGAAGCAAUGGAGAAGGUUCAAAGAGAAUGGGAAGAGAAAUUUAGAGAGAAUAACAUCACAACGCCAGAUUCAUGUGAUCCGGAGAAUCACUCAGAUAUGACAGAGGAUAAAGAUGAAAGUAAGGUUCAGAUUCCAUGCACUCCUAAGUUAGUUGCGUCAAAUGCUCAAGAGGAUAAAGGAGAAUCAAUAGGUGUUUGCUUAUCUAAAGAAAAGUUUGAAGCCGGGGCCAGAGAUAUUGUGCCAAAAUCAUUUGAUGAUAGAGGUUACAAUAACCAGAAGGGCACAACUUUUAGCACUUCUGAUUUGCUUGGUCAAGAAAAUUCUCAUUUCCCACUGGAGGGAAACCAAAACGAGAGCUCAGUUAACUGCCACUGUCAGUAUUCAAAUAUGAACCAUCAAGAUUCACAUAGGCAUGGUUACCCUGAUUGCAAGCCAGCUUAUUCCUUUCCCACUGAUGUUCAUGGUGGUCCGCACCAAAAUGAUGCUUCAAGAAACAAAAAUGAUCUUUACGCAUUAGUUACUCGUGAACAAUCUCACCAGUUCAAUGGUGUACUUGAAUCACUUAAACAAGCUAGGAUAUCUCUACAACAGGAGCUCAAUAGGUUGCCACUAGUUGAGGGUGGGUACACUGGUAAAGCCAUUACAUCAUCAUCAGCUCCUGUUAAUAAAAGGGAGGAUAGAUUUGAAAUUCCUGUUGGGUGUUCUGGUCUCUUCAGACUUCCAACAGAUUUUUCUAACGAAGCAACUGCUAGAUUCAAUGUUCAUGAUUCAACUUCUGGAUUUAGUUCAAACUUUUAUCUUAAUAGAGGCAUAUCUACAACUUCUGAUGGUCAUUCUUUCACCAAUCCUUACUCUGGCACAACAUUGAGCUUGUCUGCCGAUGAUCAAUCUCGUGGCAUCCGCUACUUGGAAAAUGGGUCAAGAUUUGAUUCUAAAACAUCCCCUUUUGAUCCUUUCUCAAAUGGAGGUCCUCUAUCUUCUGGUAAAUACAUGUAUCCCACGUUUCCCAUCAAUCCAUCCUAUCAAAAUGCAGCACCACAGAUGCCAUUUGGUGAUGAACUUUCAAGACCCUAUUCAAGUAGCACAGUCGGGCUUCCUCUUCCUUAUCGUUUCUCAUUCAGUGGUGAUCACUUGAGAUGAAAGUGUAUAUAAUCCCAUUAGGUUGCUAGCUGCUUCUUUAAUGGUGUUAAAGUGAUGCUUUUUAUUUGUCUUGUACCUUGAAGGUGAUUAUCUGUAUUCUCUCUUGUUGUGUUGGGAGGAGAUUUAUUUAUGGGUAAAAUACACUAUAAAUUCUUCUAUUUCUUGGUCAUCGAGGUUUUGUCUUCAUGUCGUGGAUUUUAUCAUCAUGCGAAACUUUGAGAAUGAUAAUGUGAAACAUGCUAUUUAAUAAAUAUUAUUUUAGUCAAUG